AAACUUUGUUCCCAUUAAAUUGGAUCCACCCCUGGUGUUUUCAAAUCCUCAUUCUUGUAAUCCCUCCAACCUCACUGCCGCUUUCAUUUCCAUUCCUACGGAUUUCCCCCGCCCCAAUCCCCCAGUUCUGUUCAUCUACAACUCGGAUAACUCCAAAAACGCGGACUCGUUUGUUUCUGUCUUUCCCGUCCCUGAAAACCCAUCUCUUUGCCCAAGCAUGUGGUUUUCACGCAUAUUUCCUGGUGUGGCUCUGAGACAGAUUUUGUCACAAUACCCUCCCUUUAAAAAAAAAACUAUAGCCACUGCCGCGUGGAUGUGUUUUCCUGGUCAGUUUGCAACGAGGAAAUGCAUCCUUGAGUGGUGUGGUGCGGUGCGGUGGGGGAGAGGCCGGGGCAUGGGUGCAGGGAGCCGGCCGGGAGCGAAGAGACUGGGCCGAUUACUCCAGAGAGAGAGGCAGGCAGGCAGGCGGAUGAGGAAGUAGCUAGAGUUAGGGCAGGCUCCCACCGCCUCUCUCUCUCACUCACUCUCUAUCUGUCUGUGUGUGUGUGUGUAUCCGGCUCCGGAUCUUGGCCGGGGAAGUAAGCGGAUGGGGUGACUCCCAUUAUCACCCCCCUCCACCUCCACCUCCACCACCACCGAGUGUCGAUGGGAAGCAGCGGCGCGGGGCAGACCCCAGCGGCGGGGCUGGCCAGCGAACUCAGGCCGCCACUGGAGGCGUGGAGCUGCGGUUACUGCGGGAAGGACUCAUUCUGUGCUCAGGGUCUCAUGGCUCACAAACUGUCUGUCCACGAUUACCAGCUGCUGCUGAACAAAGGCUGGGUCAGGAGUGGGAAAUAUCUGUACAAAGCUGCCAUGCCCAUCACGUGCUGCCCCACCUACCCAAUGAGGUGCCACGUCUUGGAUUUUCGGAUAUCGCGCUCACAGCGGCGGGUUCUGAAGAAGAUGCGGAAACAUUUAACACAACCUGAUGCUUUUGUGAGCGAAACCGUUGCAUUCAGACCACCAGUGGACACCACGUGCCAUAAAGAGGAACAAGUGAGUGGAGCCGGGCAGGGGAAGUUGACCACAGGACAGACACCCUGGACCUUUCCUGAGGGGUCUGAUGAAAACUGGUCAGAGGUAAACCACGUAACGGACCAGCGGAGCAUGAACAACAGCCAGGCGUGGUCAGUUGAAGACCCAGCUCCACACAUCCACACGUGCCGCAAGGCCAAGGAGAGCCGGAGGGAGCUGCUGAAGACCCCCGAGAGGGGGCAGCAGGCGGAGCUGGAACCGGCAGAGUCUGAACUGGUGGGACUGACGGAGCACAAGGCACCAGGUCAGGAACCGGCUCCUUUACAAGAUCCUCAGCCAUCCUUGUCACAAACCUCCAUGAGCGCUGUGCACCCAUCUCCCAUCCCACCUCCACUCCAUUCCACGUCUCAACCCAAUCGCACUAGAUCAUUAGAGGAGCUCCUAGUGGAGAGCACGCCAGUCGCUGCAUUGCACCAGCUGGAGGUGAAGCUGCUGAGACUUUCUCCACCCAGCCCUGAACUACAGUCCACCUUUGGUGAAUCCUACAAGGUCUACAAACGAUACCAGAUGCAUGUGCACAAAGACACAGAGCUGAUGGCUUCGGAGGCUGAGUACAGAAGGUUCUUCUGCAGUACUCCACUUCUGGGGGAGGACCCUGCAGAUGGCCCAGAUACUGGCUAUGGCUCCUUCAUUGAACAGUUCCUGCUGGACGGGAAGAUUAUAGCUCUUGGACUGUUGGACAUACUACCUGAAGGAAUUAACUCGCAGUACUUGUGCUACGAUCCAGAUUACUCCUCUCUCUCGUUGGGAGUCUACUCUGCUCUCAGGGAAAUAGCACUAACCCAAAGACUGAAUGAGAAGGUUCCCAGAAUGAAGUAUUACUACUUGGGCCCUUACGUACACUCGUGUGUUAAAGUAAAAUACAAGCUCUUCUACCAGCCAACAGAGCUGCUGUGUCCUGUCACUGGGCACUGGGUGUCAGUGGAACAAUGCCUACCCAAGCUGGAGUUAAGCAAGUUUGCCCGGCUUUACGACGGCGAAGAGCCAGCUGUUGAUUGCGGCCUGUCCAACGAAGGCCUUUGGUUUCUGCGCAAUUUCCGGGACGCGCUGAGCCCGUCUUCCUCGGCCUCGGUUCAGACGGAGGAAGCCAUGCUCGUGGUAUCUCAGGAGGACCUGGUCUCCAUCCACUCCUCUUCGCCCUCAGCCUGGUGGAAGCACCUGCCUUGCCUCGCCCGCCUGCUGAGCUGCUGCUGCCGAGGCAGCUGCUGCAGGAAGGAAGAGGAGAGCUGACCCCCCCCCCCCCCACACACCCCCGCCCCACUUGCACUGACCGCCAGGCAACUGGCAGCUCCAUCAGAAAGCAGGUCCGGAAGGUGGAGCAAGGGAGCGAGAGAUGGGGAACGUCACCAGCCUGGUGCCCGAAGUCCAUUCAUGAGAGGGAAGCAAUGGAAACCUUAAACAGACAUUUCAACCUUCCUUGAAUCCACAGUGAAUGCAAAAAAAGUCCUCAAAGCCCAGCAUGGAUCACGAUUCAUACAGUCUUACAGCGUGGAAACCGACCCUACUUGCCCGCACCGGCCAACAUGUACCAUCUACACUAGUCUCCCCUGCCUGCAUUUGGCCAUAUUCCUCUUAACAUAUCCUAUCCAUGUACCUGUCUAAAUGUCUCUAAAAAGGUGCGAUAGUAUCUGCCUCAACUACCUCCUCUGGCAGCUCGUUCCAUACACCUACCAUCCUUUGCGUGAAAAAGUUACCCCUCAGAUUCCUAUUAAAUCUUUCCCCCCCUGCACCUUAAAACUAUAUCCUCUGGUUCUCCAUUCCACGACUCUGGGCAAGAGACUCUGUGCGUCUACCCGAUCUAUUCCUCUCAUUGUCUUGGAUCUGGAUGAUCCAUUAAGUUCCUUUCUCUCUUUAUCACAAGAUGAUCAGCAUUUGUGAUUCGACCAGUUUACAGGUGAUAGCCAUUGAGGUGAAAGGGAGUGUCAUUGAUGCAUCCUCUCAGGAUUGUGGUUCGUUUUUGUAACAGUUUUGAAUACAGCUGGGUACUAAAGUGCUGGAAUUGAACCCUGGCAACAACAUAAUGCCAACGGCAAUGGGAAGGUGAGACAUGAAAUGGGUGACUGUUUCUGCUGCCUUCUGCUUUCCCUUUGUCACCAUCUAGACAUUAACCCUCUAUAUUUCUGUCUUACUCUGAUUCAAAUUGCACCUUAGUUCAGCACAUCCCUGCCACAAAUGUUAUGACGAAGAUAUGUUGAUUCAACAAGUCUCGAGCUGAAGAAAAUGGUCAACCAAUAAUGGGCUGCAGAAGAAGCGAGUCUGGUGAAACCAUCUCCUCAAACGAAGGCAGCAUCAGAAUGGUCAUUUGUCCAAACCACGGGAAUUCUGAAGAAACAAGGAACCUCCGAUGCUGGUUUACCAAAGAAAGACACAAAAUGCUGGAGUGACUCAGCGGGUCAGGCAGCACAUGGAUAGUUGGGCACGAUGGCGCAGUGGUAGAGUUGCUGCCUUACAUCGCCAGAGACCCUGGUUCGAUCCUGACUACGGGUGCUAUCUGUACGGAGUUUGUACGUUCCAUCAUGUGGGUUUUCUCCAGGUGCUCCGGUUUCCUACCAUAUUCCAAAGACGUGCAGGUUUUUAGGUUAAUUGGCUUCUGUAAGUUGUCCCUCGUGUGUAGGAUAAAGCUAGUGUAUGGGUGAUUGUUGGUCGGCACGGACUCGAUGGGCCGAAGGGCCUGUUUCCGUGCUGUAUCUCUGAACUGAACAAAGGUGACGUUUCGGAUCUCAAACCGAAAUGUCACCUAUCCAUAUUGUCCAGGGAUGCUGCCUGACCCACUGAGUUACACCGGCCUUUUGUGUCCUUCACCAGGAAUUCUGCUUUCAUUUGGGUGGUGAUUUUCUAAUUAGGAACUUUAACUAAUGGAGGUGAAGGGGGGAAUGAUUUCACCUUCAGGAUUCUAUGUAGAGGGAGCUAACAUGAAGAGUUCACUGCUCUGGAUCUUGUACAGUAACUGUGAAUAGAUCAGCCAAGGCCUGUUAGGAUUAAGGUUUCAGAUCCAAGUUAAAUCUGGAUAUCAUCCCAAUAGCAUUUUUGAAAAUAUAUUUUUUGUAUAUAAGUCUCUGGAUAAAGCACCACAUGUAUUCUAAGAGCUGCAUGAUGAAUGAACUACAGCAGUCAGUGAUAUGAUGGUUGCAGCUCACUCUGCCUUAGUUAUAAUGGUCGUUAUAGUUAAUAUAAGUCGAUACUCAGGUGAUACCAACCAGCGCAAUUGUGAAUCCAAGUGCCUGACGGGGAAUGUAUUUACGAGCAGUCCUGCACCAUGACCACUGGAUGGCAGCAGUGGGCACAUGCAGUAUCAUCCAAUGGCCAAAAAUCAAUACAGGCACUCCCUGACUUACACGCUGAGCGACUUACGUGGACUCGCAGUCACGCAAACUGUUAUGUACUCGGUCCCUUGUGCAGUCAAGGCAGUUUAUAAUUUCCACAACACUGCUGUUUACAUUGGAAGCAAGCCAGCAAUGGUGCAGGAGUUGGCCAUUCGGCCCUUCAAGCCAGCACUGCCAUUCAAUGUAAUCAUGGCUGAUCAUCCACAAUCGGUACCCCGUUCCUGCCUUCUCUCCAUAUCCCCUGAGUCCGCUCUCUUUAAGAGCCCUAUCUAGUGGAGGAGGUGGCUGGCGGAGGUGCUUACUCAGGAGGCUGUGUGCCACGGAAAGUGCCGUUAGCCAGGGCUGGUGAUUCGGAUGUAUGUGAAAUCUGACUGGCGUAAGCAUUCACGGAAAGUAGCCCUUGUUUAAGUCGGGGAGUGCCUGUAUCAAAUCCCCAAAUGUUUAAAGUGAUUUUGCUUAGUUCCUAAGUGCCACAUUUACCUGGCAUUCAUUUCACCCUCCUGUUCACUGCAGCAUCUCCUUAUCUCAUGUAUAAUCCACUGUGCGUUGGUAUUGACAUGGUCCCUGCAAGGCCUUGUGGCUUCCAGGAGUCAGUAACAUCCCCUCAGCACUGCCCGGAGUAACUCAGGAAAAUCAGCAGAGGCAUUAAAAUGUCUUUCUUUAAAUUCUAUUUCAACACUAUUAUUUAAAAAUAUUGCUUACGGGUCAAUAAAGGCAUAAAGUGUAGGAACUGCAGAUGCUGGUUUACACCGAAGAUAGACACAAAAUGCUGAAAUAACUCAGCUGGCUAGGCAGCAUCUCUGGAGAAAAUGAAUAGGUGACGUUUUGGAUCGAGUCACUUCUUCAGACUGAGAGUCAAGGGAAAGGGAAUGGAGAAAUAUAAAAAGCCUCAUUAAAAAAAUGAAUGAAUGAAAGGUAAUGAAUGAUAUUUUUUCCAUGUGUCUUUAUUUCUCCCGUUUCUCUCUCCCCUGACUCUCAGUCUGAGGAAGGUUCCCGACCCAAAAUGUCACUUAUUCCAUUUCUCCAGAGAUGCUGCCUAAUCUGCUGAGUUACUCCAGCAAUUUAUUUGUGGUCAGUAAAAGCAGUUUCAUUGAUAACCAGGUAAAGGAGAAGUCUAUUCACCUUCUGAUUGGUGUAGGAAAGCAGUGUAUUACCAUGGGUAUAUAUGGAUCUGCAGAUGCUAAAUUCCGAGUAAGAUACAAAGUGCUGGAGUAACUCAGUGGCUCGGGAAGCAUCUGUGGAGGGAAUGGAUAGAUGACGUUUCGGGUCAGGACCCUUCUUCAGAUGAACUGCAUUGGAAGGAACUGCAGAUGCUGGUUUACACUGAAGAUAGAGACAAAAUGCUGGAGUAACUCAGCGGGACAGACAGCCUUUCUGGAGACAAGGAAUAGGUGACGUUUCAGGUUGAGACCCUUCUUCCGACUGAGAGAGUCAGGGGAGAGGGAAAUGAGAGAUAUGGAAGGCAAAGGUGUGAAAAUGAAGGAUCAAAGAUUGCAACUUUGAUCCUGGUUGGGCCCGAACUGGGAGGCCUGGAAACGGAGCAGGACAUCACGUGGGACAAGAUGGCAGUGAAGGCUAAUGUUGAGGACAUACACGUGUCUGCGGUAACUAGCGAGUGUGGGUCAGACCCGGGUCAAAGACCAAGAGAGCAGCAGGAAUCACGGAAGGUGGGCAGUGAGAGAUGGUCUCUCAGAACUCCUAUUGGAGAGAGGAGAACUUCUUCUGAGGAAGGGUCCUGAACCAUGGGUAUUCCCUCCACAGAUGCUGCCUGACCUACUGAGUUAUCCCAGUACUUUGUGUUUUAUUCAUGGUGGCAAACAAUAUGAGGAGAGUGGGGCAAUGGAUAUCGGGUACCCCGUUGAGGACUGAUGCAUGAAUGGGCGUAGAAUUCACAAUUCCUGUGCCCAGUUGCGUUGUGCUCUUUAUAUUUUGGAUAUAUUGCAUAUUUCAGACUGGAGAACAUAUAUUCUGGAACUGGGUGUAAAACUGACACAGGCGCUCUUGGUGAAAAAUUCUAUGUAAAAUGUGGAAAGAUGUUGUCAAAGACCAGUGGGCAAUAAGGCAGAAAAUGAGGGUUUUGUAGGAAGAAUAAUGUGGGGGAAAGGAAUAGGCUGAGGUGUGAACAUGAAGAGGGGGGUUGGGGCAAAGCUGGGGGGGUCAUAGUGUCAUAUAAUGAUACAGUGUGGAAACAGGCCCUUUGAACCAACUUGCCCACACCGGCUAACAUGUCCCAGCUACACUAGUCCCACCUGCCAGCAUUUGGUCCAUAUCCCUCCAAACCUGUCCUAUCCAUGUACUUGUCUAACUGUUUCUUAAACUUUGGGAUAGUCCCUGCCUCAAUUACCUCCUCUGGCAGCUUGUUCCAUUCACCCACCACCGUUUGUGUGAAAUUGUGUUUAAUUCCUAUUAAAUCUUCCCCUUCACCUUGAACCUAUGUCCUCUGGUCCUCAAUUCACCUACCCGAUCUAUUCCUCUCAUGAUCUGAAACACCUCUCUAAGGUCACCCCUCAUCCUCCUGCGCUCCAAGGCAUAGAGUCCCAGCCUACUCAACCUCUGCCGAUAGCUCAGACCCUCCAGCCCUGGCAACCUGCUCGUAGAUCUUCUCUGUAUCCAGCUUGACAACAUCUUUCAAGUAUUUCAAGAGAUGACAACAAAGACAUACUCGGAGAACAUGAAGAGAUGGGAUUCAACAGAUGAUAUGAUGGAGGGAGAUGUGUCACAUUUAUGGAUAAUUUUGCAAGGAGAGCAUUCCAAGUAACAAUGCAAUGAUCAGAGAGUGCUUUACAGUUAUAGAGUCAUUAAGUUGUACAGUGAUAGAGUUAUAUAACUGACACAAGUAGGUAAAUGGGAGUACCUUAGAUGGGGCAUCUUGAUUGGCAUGGACAACUUAUCAAUGCCAAUCAAGAUGCCCCAUCUAAGUCACUCCCAUUUACCUUCGUUUGGUCCAUAUUCCUCAGAAACCGUCCCAUCUAUGUUACUGUCCAAACGUCUUUUAAUGGAGAGUUGAUAGGCAGGGGACAAUAAGGUGGGAUUAGACUGGAGAGCUCUUUUUUAAAUAACUGUCCUGCAUAAAUUCUCUCUGCUUCUGAGAGUUGCACCACAAAGGGAAAUGUACAUGUGGAAACCAAUGAGCAAACUGCUAUUGAAUUUAUGAGCAAUUUUCUGAUGUCAAGUUUCAAAACACGUCCCAUGUGCCAUUGAAGAUCCAAAACCCUGGCAAGUACAACAGAGAUGCAGUUAAUUGACUGUGGUUUCUGCUAUUUGGCUAGAUGGCUACAAAAAAAUGGGUAAUUCACAACAUUUGUUAAUUCAUUAUUAUUUAUGCAAAGGUAGAUAUCCUCGCUUAAUUCCAGAUUAAGAUUAUAGCCACCUUUGUUGUCAACAAGUGCCAACCUUCCCCCUUUAGGUUUAUAAUAGGAUUGCUUUAUAUGAGGUGUGUUGCCAUGGUUACCAGAACAAAGAGGCUGCAAGUCUUAAAAUUCCUUUAGUCUGUGGGUGGAACUGGUCAAAGCGGAGCGGAGCGUUUCUCCGUGGAGCUAUUUAAGUUUGCUGCGUUAUUGUUUAACCCUUUCAAGCCUUGGCUUUACAGAACUAAAUGCGAUUUAUAAAAAGGAGCUGCUGAUGCUAGUUUACAACAAAGAUAGAUGCAAAACUGAAUUAACUCAGCAGGUCAGGCAGCAUAUCUGGAGAAAAAUGAAAGUGAUAUGAACGUUGAAUUCAAUAACUAGCUUCUACAUGCACUCCUCUCCCCCCUCCCCUUACUCACCCCCCCCC
Leucoraja erinaceus (little skate) is the source of this 8171-nucleotide messenger RNA. Its product is annotated as arginyl-tRNA--protein transferase 1-like. Gene Ontology annotation, biological process: protein arginylation. Gene Ontology annotation, cellular component: cytoplasm. NCBI's taxonomy places the organism in Eukaryota, Metazoa, Chordata, Chondrichthyes, Rajiformes, Rajidae. The coding region runs from base 646 to 2304 and encodes 552 amino acids. The record is from RefSeq and is a predicted model, not a curated record. The transcript has 12 exons. Gene Ontology annotation, molecular function: arginyl-tRNA--protein transferase activity.